Messenger RNA from Ctenopharyngodon idella (grass carp), 7588 nucleotides. Its product is annotated as dentin sialophosphoprotein. Gene Ontology annotation, molecular function: cytokine activity; CD4 receptor binding. The record is from RefSeq and is a predicted model, not a curated record. The transcript has 7 exons. Gene Ontology annotation, biological process: leukocyte chemotaxis; induction of positive chemotaxis. The coding region runs from base 3563 to 7141 and encodes 1192 amino acids. Lineage: Eukaryota; Metazoa; Chordata; Actinopteri; Cypriniformes; Xenocyprididae.
AUUUAGAUCAGUUUUAAUGUGAGUUGCAACUUUUCCUACAUCUUUUAAGGUCGUGUAUGAUCAGUUUUGCUUUGUAUUGUGGCCUCCAUCUACAGGCCCCUGUAUCUUGAAUUUAUGUAAAUGAUGCUUGAUGACGACUAACAGGUUAAAAAAAUGCUCAUGCAGUAGCUGUUUGCAAAGAUGUCCUUGGCAUUUCUGGGUCAUGGUUUGCAAGAUUCUAAAAUUAUGCAGUCUAUUAUUCAGCUGGUGCUUUUGGUUUCAGUUGAAGCAUCGGUCAAUGCUAGUCUAUUAAAAAAAAUCAAACUUCCCUUUCAAACACUUGCAUUAUCUUGCAUACUCUUUAUUCUUUGACUCAUAAUAAGACCAUCUUUGUUAUCAUUCGUUGAUGUUUUGACGGUCUUUAAGUCGUCAAUGUUUGCCAACAUUGGGCAACCAUCUCUAUAAAUGUUUAUAAUCUCACAUUUAGUCAUAUGUAGUGCUGCAAGUACUUGAUUUCUAAGUCUCCAAUGAUCUGUUAUUAACAUAGGCCUUAUAUAUAAAAAAAAAAAAAAAAAAAAAAAAAAAAGGAUAACUGCUCCUUGCCACAACCACAAUAUAACAGAUCACUUAUUAGGGCCUGAGCACCGAUCGUGUGAGGACCCUAUUGUAAUUGCUCGGUCAAUUAUUCUUCUUCUCCGAAAUUAAUCACAUUUUUGAGGGCCUAAACGUGCUCGAAAACUCAUGAAAUUUUGCACACGCGUCAGAAGUGGUGAAAAAUUACGUCUGAUAUCGGUUUCAGAAUUAAGUGUGGCAAAAUGGCUUGAUAGCGCCACCUACAAAAUUUCAAUUAAGCGGCAUUCGCGCUACGUUUCACAUACAAGUAUGAAAUUCGGUGGACACAUCUAAUAGCCCAAUACCUACAACAAAGUCCAUAGGUGCAAAAUCUGAAAACCCAACAGGAAGUCAGAUAUUUUGAAUUUUCUCAGCAAAAUUUUUGCAGUUUUUGCCAUUUCCAGACAUUGUACUUGAACGUAGAGCUUUAAUCAGAUCAACAUCAUAUUUCGUCAGUCUAAACCAAAUGCUUUUGCAACGUUAAAUUGCGAAGAUCUUGAGUUUUCGCUGAAGGGCGUGUCCGUGGCGGCUUGACAAAGUUCGAUGCUUCGCCAUGAAACAUGAAGUUGGGCUUACAAUGUCUAAUCUGCCCAAAACUUCACAUGUUUUAUUAGAGUCCUGGCCUAAAGACAUCUACAUGCCAAUCAGUUACAGUCAUAGUGCCACCUGCGGGCAACAGGAAAUGGCUUUAGGAAAACAGAGCACUGUGAUUAACUCCUCAUUGACAUUUAACCAAUACAACAUCAUAUUUGGUCAGUCUAAUCUUAAGGCCUUAGCGAUGUUAAAUUGUGAAGAUCUUGAGUUUUCGUUAAGCGGCGUGUCCGUGGUGGCCUGACAAAGUCUGAUGCUUCGCCAUGAAACAGGAAGCUGUUGUAAGUCAGGCAUACAAUGUCCAUCCUGCCCCAAACUUCACAUGUGUGAUAAGAGUCCUGGCCUGAAGACAUCUACAUGCCAAUAUUCAGUUAGUCAUAGCGCCACCUGGUGGCAACAGGAAUGGCAUGCUUUAUGCUGUAAUUCACUCCCUGAAACACAUUUAUAUGCCAUGAAGUACCAAGCAUGCUAGGAACAUGUUUAAUCAUGCAACACUUGGUUAAGUGCUAAUGUAUGCGAUAAACAGGAAAUUGUUGUAACUCAGGCAUACAAUGUCCAAUCUGCCCCAAACUUCACAUUUGAGAAGAGUCCUGCCCUGAACACAUCUACACGACAAUAUUCAGUUAUAGUAAUAGCGCCACCCACUGGCAACAAGAAGUGACGUGUUUAACACUGUGAUGCACUACUAGCAACAUACUAAAAUAUGCAAAGUACUAAACAUGUUAAAACAUUCUAAAACAUGCUAGCAACACUUAGCUGAGUGCUAAAGCAUGCUAUUAUAUUUAUGAAAGAGGAAGUUGUUUUUUUUGACUGCCAGUAUCAAGGAAGUUGUUGUAACUCAAGCAUACAAUGUCUAAUCUGCCUCAGACUUCACGUUUGAUAAGUGCCCUGGCCUGAAGACAUCUACAUGCUAAAAUUUAGUUAGUCAUAUCACCACCAGCUGGUAACAGGAAGUGUGGCAAAUACAAAUGACUAACAUAGCCCACCGUGCUCUGUUUUCCUAAAGCCACCGGGUGGCACUGGCAUGGGUGUGAGGGCCCUUUCAUCACUGCUUGCAGCUUUUAAUUUAAUAUUGUUACUUUACCAUAAAGAGCUGUGAGCAAGUAAAUAUGUACAGAGAAAAUUAAUAAACGAAGGUGGAGGGUAGAUGGAAGAUGGAGCAGAUAGAAUAAAAGCUGCUCAGAUAAAUAUAUUUCUUCGCAUUAGCAUAACAAAACCCCUAAUGUCAAGAUUGAAAGGUGUGUUAUUUGAAGAUGCAUAAGUUUCAAAGUGAUAUGUUAGUUAUAACAUCAUACUGGUUAAUUGUCAAAAUUGGUGCAGAAACCUCAUUUGAAGAUAUUAAACACAACUGGGGAGUUUGUCGAGGGGGUGAAUAUUUCCCUGAUAAUAUAAAAGAUGUUUUAUUUGUUUUCCAUUUACUAUUGUUUCAGUUUUAGUGUAGUGGUGUUGGGAUUAGUGUAUUUCUAUGGUCUUGGGAAGCUGACUGGUUCAAAUUUGUAGUGAUUUGUAGUAAUUUUGUAGUGACAUGACACAAUGCAUAAUUGAAUAUGUGAUUAAAUACACAUUGCAUGUCAUUUCUGUCUUUUGGAGCAAAUGCACAACACCGAGGUCAACUGAAAUUUAAGAAGUCAGUCCUUCAUUUAUCCAAUAUUUGAGAUGAUUGUCACAAACAUUUACCUUAAACUCUUUAACAUCUACUGAGUCACCAAGAAACCACGGAGCAGGAAUGUUCUCAUUAGACAUAAAGGGUGUAUAUGUUGACAGGUGCGAGAGACAAAGAAACUGAGACACAAAUAGAUGGAAGGAGUAAAAGAGAGAGGCAGACUGAAAGAGACGGGGGAGGAGAGAGAGGUAGGGAAAUGAGAGAGGAAGGCACAAUAAUCAAAGGGGGUGGAAAAGGGUAAGCAUGUUGAACCAGUCAGGCGAGUUCUUAUUACAGUAGAAAUGCAUCAUAGAAAAAUGACAGACUACAAGGAGUGAGAGAGAGCUUAAAUGCACAAGGGAAGAUGCGGAGAACCUGUCUCUCAAACUUCUAAUGGACACAGAGGUCCUCUAAGAACAAGAUAAGGAGCAGAGAGCACUGAGACCAAUUACUAGCUCUUUUUGGAUCCAGAGAGAGUGAAACAUCUGUCAGAAGAGCAACAAACUGAAGCUAAAGUUAACAGGUCUCCUCCGCCACCCUGGAUUACAAACACAUUUUUCCAGAUUUUAUAACAAUGGUAGGAAAAUACAGCCCUUCUUAAUUACUUCACAAAUGCUGCCAAUCUGAGAAAAAAAACGAAUAAACAUUUUUGAUCAAGUUGCUGAAAUAUGUUAGCAACCAGCCUUCCGUUUAUACUGUAAUGAAUAUACUUUGUGACAUUCAGAGACAUUUAAAAACAUGAAUUUGCAUACUGGAACUUCUGUAUAUCAGUUUCCUGAAUCAGACACAACUGGCGACAUAACUAAAGGUGCAGAAUCAUCCAGUGGAACAGCAGCACAAAAUCAUAGUCAGUCAUCUGUAAAGACUUUUGGCUCUGCAGCUGCUAGAUUCAAAAUACGUUCAGCUAAAACACUUCAGCGAAAGGACCUGAUGAUGAUAAAUAACAUUUCUGCAGUAAAAGUUGAAGACUCAAGCCAGAAAUGUGAUCCUGGUAAGGACCUCAACAAAGUCUGUACUUCUUCUGCUAGUGGUAUCCAUACUGACAUUGAUGACAAAAAGACAGGUACAAAUUUAGGUAAUUGCACUCGUAAGGACUCAGCUCUUUCCAUCAAUUCUGACAAGGGUGAUGUGAGUGCUAAGCAGUCAAACACUCAAGAAGAAGAGAGUCAGAAAGCAAGUGAGAGGAGCAAAGGAGAUGAUUUGAGGAGAUUUUACCAGUCAAAUAAAAGCAAAAGCUUAGACUGGAGAGAAACGAGUAGUAGAGCAGGAAAUGGGAACAGAACUGGGAUGACUAGUGGGACCAGAGACUUUAAUAAUUUUAUGACGCGAUCCGAUAGUUUUGAGAGAACAGAGGCAAACAACAAGGCAACUUCAUACACGCAAGAGAAUCAACCCAGUAGUGUUUCAUGGAGGAUUCAGGCUUACAGUGGAGCCAAUCAGAACGCUGACAGAAAGAUUUACCCAAUCUCGGGAUCUACAUCUGUGAGAAUGAACCGUGUAAAUUUUGCUCUGGAACAGGCAAGCAGUGGCCAGUCACUUCCAGCCAGAUUGAAGCCAAGACUUAGCCAAGGUAGUAUCAGAGAAGGUAGCAGUCUCUGGGCACAGCAACAAGGUGAAUCAAGUCUUGAUCGGACAGACAACAGAAUGGAAUCCUGGGCCAGAGAGCAAGGACCUUCCAAUACUGAGGAAGUAACUGGAAACCAAACAAUAACGGAAAGAAUUAAUAAACUGUUUGGGGUAGAUGCCAAAUCUGAUGCACACUCAAAAAAUUCAAUUGGAUUAAAACGCAACAAUACUCUAACUUCUGAUAAAUCAUUUCCUAAAUCAAUGGACACUGUGGACUCUACUCCAAGUAACAGAAAAUACACUACUGACUCUGUGUUUGAAACUUCUUCAAAUUCUUCUGACAGCCAACAGGGGAAACCUUCUUUCAAUGUAGAAAAAGCUAGAUCAUUGCCAAGAGGAUUUUCAAAAACAUACCUUGUUCAGAAGCAAGAACCCUCUACCAACAGGGAGAACAAAACUGUCCAAAGGGACAAUUCCUCUGGAUUAAGUUUUUCAAUGUCACCAAAGCCUAAAUGGAGUGCAGAAAUGUCCUCUAUUAAAAAAGUUGAGUCACUUCUGCCUGAAGACAAUGAAGAGACAAGCAGAAGGGGGUUUACAGGCUCUCCAAAGUACUGUAGUCAGUCCUUAGAAAGGACCAGGAGUAGUCUGUCAGCAACUGCUCAAUACAAUGCUCGCAGGAACCAGUCUACAUGUUCGGAUAGUAGUUCAAGCAUUUCCAGCCAGGGUGUCAAACAUUUGUUAAACACUUCCGGAGGAAUCAAGAAGGAAAUUGGGAAAGUCAAACAAUCAGAUAAAGAGAGUGCAAAAAGACUGGACAUAAAUGAAAACAAGUAUCUUGGUGGUUUGCAAUAUGGGAUCACCCAACCCAAGUACCCACUAGCCUCAAAAGGUGCAGCACACAAUGAAAUCCAUAAAGAGGAAGAGAAAGAUGAAGUUUUCACAGGUGAAACUGAAGGAAGGAGAGGAGAAGUUGUGCUAGAAAAAAAUUGUGUAUCAUCCUUUGAUUCAGUGAAGAAUACAAUCAGCAUGUUUGAAUCUUUGGCUCAACAAAGCAAAAACACACCAGAGAUUCUUCUUACCAGGAGGACCUUAUCUUUACCAGAGCAUCCCAAACCUGUGGCUCUUAUAAGGAAGAGUGAUUCAGAUAAAAAUCUACAUUUUCGAAGGGUUGUGGGGAAUACAGAAAGCCUAAGAACAAAUUUCUUUAACAAAAGUUAUUCCAAUGAGGAGACUGAAGGCACUCUAGAUACAAGUAGAACUCCUCAUUCAAAUUCCAUAGUCAAAGUAAGACCAACAUUAGAACGUCAGGAGACUUACAAAAAGAGUGUUGAGCUUGCUCCGGCAUUCAAACAAAUGAAUGACUCAAGAACUGACCAAGUUAACAACAUGAGGGAUGAAGAUAAAGCAACAACACUGAGUAAAAAACAAACAGAUGAACCAGAUUCUGCCAUCACUUCAACCUCAGGGCUCAGAAACAAAGGGGCAAUGGAAGAAAAAGCAGAAAUCCCAUCAAUCUCCCAACAGUCAAAUGUCAAAAAUGUAUUAAAACAACAGACAAUUAAUGUAAAAAUAGUUCAUGAUGAUGAUGAUGAUGAUGAUGUAGAAAACACACCGACUAACUCUCCUGAUACAGCCCCUCUUACAGUUAGCAUUCAGAAUCAGAUUAACCCUGAAGCCAUAACAGUCAAUGGUACCCAUCCCAAAGAGCUGCCCAAUCUUUCUCAAAGCUUUACUCCUGUCCAAACAACCUAUUCCUUCCUCAACAAUUCGAACAAUAACAACUAUGAAACAAGGAAUGAUUGCACCAUAUCGACUACUAGCAAGGCUAGGUGGAGCUCCGAUGAAGACGACGAUGAUGAGGAGGAAACUGAAACUGAAGAAGACUCUGACUCAGGAGAGUCAUCCAUGACCAUCACAAGCAACAUGAGCCAAUCAGAACGCAGAAGUUUUUCUCUAAGUCUUGUGGACCUAUGUAAUUAUGGUGGGGUGGACUAUAAACCAUCAGAUGGCAGUUUUUUAGAGGACUGUGAAGAUUUGCCAUCCACACGCUCUGCAUCCUUGAGCUCAGACAUCUCAGCCUUCUCUUCUGUGACUCUGUUGAGCACUGAUGAACUGGAUCGCUUACUGGAUGAUGUCAGGGGCUUGGGAGAUGACACCCUGCAGAAGUAUGAAGAUGUGCAAGUGGUUGUGUUACACAAGGAGGUGGGGAGUGGCUUAGGAUUUACCUUGGCAGGUGGAGUGGAUCAGAAUAAACCAGUCACAGUCCACAGAGUAAUCCCAGGUGGAGUAGCAGAACAAGAAGGCUCUAUCUUCGAGGGUGCUCGGGUGCUGUCCAUCAAUGGCACCGCCCUGCAGAACUCUGCCCACUGGGAGGCUCUGCGUACAUUGAGAAAAGCGAGGGGGCAGGGCAUGGCAGUGGUUGUUCUUCAGAGCAGUAACAGCAGAAAAGAGGCCACUGAAAGACCAGGAAUCACAGGCAGGAGAGUCCGUGUGAUACUGAAAAAGUCCAGCUCCGAUCUUGGCUUUAGUCUGGAAGGAGGGGUGGGCUCCAGCUCAGGAGACAAACCACUCACUGUACAAAAAAUAUUCCGUGGUGGACCAGUCAGUGAAGUGUUUCCUGGGGAUGAGUUGUUGGAGGUGCAAGGUCAGAGUUUGGAGGGUAUGAUGCGGCUUGAGGCUUGGAACCUCAUAAAGAAACUGCCCUCUGGUCCAGUGGAGGUCUUACUACACCGUCCUCACCAGCCACGCUGAAGACCUUUAUUUCCUUCUUGCACCUUACUUCUCAAAGCGCUUCGCAAUUCAGUCAUAAUUUAAACACACUGGUAUAGUUUUUUUCCUCUAAGAAUUAGCUGUUACGGGUUCUGUGAAGUUUUGCAAAUGUUCAGUUCUGCAAUUAUGAAGUAUCUUUUAUUAUAGUGUUUUCAAGUGUUCUUUUCUUUUUUUAAGAUAACAAUGAAUUAAUAAUGCCAUAAAAGCACUGGAGGCCUGGAGGUCAUUCUUAAAGAUUACUUAUUUUAAAUGUUUAUGCACUCACAUUAUGCAACUAUUAUAUUGUACAAUUGUUUAUUGUCUUUAUCAGAAGUCAUUAUAUAUAUUUUUUAGUUUUUUAUGCUACAUGUAUAUUCGUAUAUGUUGUCUGUACUGCACAGAUCCGUCCCAAUUAAACUUUUGUAAUAUUAAAGACAAAAGCAGCAACUA